AUGUCUCGUCUGAGGCUAGGAAAGAAGCUUCAACCUGCUAGGAAGGCUUGGAAGAGCUUCUCCAACAAACUGCAAUCAAAACUCCACAAACUUGGCAUUCCAAAAACCAUCAAAGCCACCUUCAAACGUUUCCUUGCCACCUUGCAUUCCCUUCAUCACCUCGUACCCUCUAGAGGUCGUCGCUCUCUCACAAGUAGAAGAUCAUUAUAUGCUUCUUCUGAUUAUCAUGUUCAUGGCAAGAACAUAUCUGCAAUACGCAUAGAUGACCUCUUUACUGAGCCUGCUUCUUCCAUGCACGUGCAUGCGAACAAGACUCAUGCAUCACAAGGGGAAACAAGCAGAGGCAAAGAGGUGAUUGAGAAGAAGGAUUUGGCAGGAGGGAGCAGUGGCAUGAAUAGUAUAGAGGAUGCAUGGAAGGCUGUGGUUGCUAAGUCACCUCAGCUGCAGGUGGAUCAGAAGGCAGAGGAGUUCAUCUCCAAGUUUCGUGAAGAUAUGAGGCUUCAGAAAGAGAGGUCCUUGCUGGAAUUUCAGGAAAUGCUAGCACGAGGUGCCUGA
Messenger RNA from Sphenostylis stenocarpa, 555 nucleotides. Lineage: Eukaryota; Viridiplantae; Streptophyta; Magnoliopsida; Fabales; Fabaceae. The record is from the annotation of a GenBank genome assembly.